AUGACUAACGCCGGGUCAUUGAUUAGAGAAGCGGUGGAAUUAUAUUAUGGAGAUACCGCAUCGCAUACUAUAUUGUCUUCCGACCCGAAAGUUAGGCUCGAGCAAAUAGUAGGUCAUUUAACUGUAUCAUUAAAUGACUUGAUUGAUAUGUCAAUGAGUUUUUAUACAGAGUUAAUGAAUGGGCUAAAAGCUCAUAAGCGGCAUAGGAAUUUAUGGCUCCCAAAUGAGUGUUCUUUUAAGAUGCUUGAUUCAUUUAUUCCUAAUGUUCCAACGGGAAAUGAGAAGGGGUCUUAUUAUGCUCUUGAUUUUGGUGGAUCGAAUUUUAGGGCCGUUCGUAUAUUAAUAGAUGGAAGUGGAAAGAUGCAUCGUAACCAGUCUACUUUUAGUUUGCGCUAUUCAAGUGCUCUUGGCCCAAAAGGUUUACUUGAUCAGAAAGCUACUGCAACUGAACUUUUUGAUCAUUUUGCUACGAAGAUCGGUCAAGUUAUUAGGGAGUCGGGAGACGAUCCAGAACCAAGUGUACCUUACAAUGUUGGUUUUACAUUUUCAUUCCCAUGUACUAUGCUUUCACACUCCAAUGCCAUCUUAUUGGAUUGGACUAAGGAUUUUGAGACUGGUAGAGCUACGAAUGAUCAAGUUGAAGGUAAAGACGUUGGCGUUUUAAUGGAUGAAGCAUUUGUACGUAAUAAAAUAAAUGCUAAGGUAUCCAUAAUUUUAAAUGAUACCGUCGGUACUCUUUUGUGUUGCGCUUACCAGAAACCAAAAGAUUAUCCCCCCUGUAAAAUAGGCGUUAUUCUUGGAACCGGAUUCAACAUCUGUUACGAGGAAGAUGAAUAUGAUCGGUUCGGUUACGUCGGAAGGGUCAUCAACAUCGAAUGUGGUAAUUUUGACAAGGAAUUGCCAUUUACUCCCGUUGACUACGAAAUCGACUAUUAUACAUCAAACAGAGGCCGUGGUAAACUCGAGAAACUUGUUUCUGGAGCAUAUCUCGGUGAAAUCAUAAGGAGGUAUAUGAUCCUCUAUCUAAGGGAGAAGGCUCCCCCGAAAAUGUGGGUUGUCGGAACAUUUACUUCAGAAGAUGCUAGUGUAAUUUUAAAUGACAAUACUGAGGAUUGGCGUAUUACUAAUGAGGUUGUUCGCAGAGCUUGGGAUGUAGAUUUAAAUUACGAAGCUUUAGUAGGACUCAGAAAGAUUUCAGAGGCUGCUUUUGCGAGAUCAGCUGGAUUUGCAGCAGCUUCUAUUUGUGCUACGGCUCGAAAAGCUAAGGCAUAUGUUAGAUCCAGGGCGACAGCCGCCAUCGACGGAUCAUUGUACAUUAAAAACGAAUGGUACAGAAACAAAUUACAGUACUAUAUUGACACUGUGACAAGGCCUGAUCUUAAGGGUAAUGUAGUUUUAUUGCCUUCAGACGAUGGUUCAGGGAAAGGCGCCGCCAUCGCUGCAGCAAUGUUUAAUGAUAAAUUUCUUUAA
This is a messenger RNA of Theileria orientalis strain Shintoku, 1470 nucleotides long. RefSeq names its product hexokinase 1. The record is from RefSeq and is a predicted model, not a curated record. Gene Ontology annotation, molecular function: D-glucose binding; ATP binding; mannokinase activity. Gene Ontology annotation, biological process: intracellular glucose homeostasis; glycolytic process; glucose 6-phosphate metabolic process. Gene Ontology annotation, cellular component: mitochondrion; cytosol. Bases 1 to 1470 code for a protein of 489 amino acids. The transcript has a single exon. Lineage: Eukaryota; Apicomplexa; Aconoidasida; Piroplasmida; Theileriidae.